AUGACUUCUACUGUUAAUCUUAGCGCCACUAUUUACAAUGCAGUUAAAAGUGGCGUGAAAAAUGCUUCAUGGACAUUUUUUGUUUGUAGAACGAGCAUCGAGCUGAUAAGAGAUUUACUUAAAGUUUCACCUAAUAACCUACAUCAGUUUGAUAUCAUAAAUGAUAUAAAAACAGAAUUGUCAUCACGACUUUUAGUUCCUGAAAUCAUCGAUAUUAUCACAGAAUGUAAAUUAUUACAUCAGAGAUUAAAGUUGGAGUUGAAACUACUCAUGAAUGUUACAUCAAAUCGUAUGAAUUGCAUUGACAAUGUUUAG
Clunio marinus is the source of this 315-nucleotide messenger RNA. The record is from the annotation of a GenBank genome assembly. Lineage: Eukaryota; Metazoa; Arthropoda; Insecta; Diptera; Chironomidae.